Molecule: messenger RNA, 592 nt
Organism: Tetranychus urticae (two-spotted spider mite)
Lineage: Eukaryota; Metazoa; Arthropoda; Arachnida; Trombidiformes; Tetranychidae
Source: RefSeq, a predicted model, not a curated record
CCCAGAUACAAAUAUUGAGCGACUCAAACAGCGCAUUAACAUUGGAUGAUGUUCGGCGAGUCCGUCGAUUGUACUGCAUUGCUAUUGAAACUACAGAAAAGAUCAAUUCUCUAUCAAUGCCUGUCAUAGCCUUCUAUUUCGUGAUCAGUAUCGUUGAAUCUCAUUUCGCUUUCGUUUACACAAUUGCAAAUCCAACUGGCUACGCUUUAUUAAUGUGUAUCGCUCAGGUUUGCUCCUUAUCUCUGGGUAUUUUUCACAUGAUUUAUAUUAAUCAUCUUGCGCUCAUAAUUUACGAACAAGUUUAUUCUUUUUCAUUUAAAACUGGUUCACUUAUUGUAAGCAAAGAGGUUCAAAUAUUUCUAACCCGAAUAUCGCGGGCAAAUGUUGGCUUGACUUUCUUGGACAUCUUUGUUAUCACUCCGACUUGCGCUACUUCACUGGCUACGAUAUCGUUGACUUUUGCUUUAGCAACACCAACACUGGCCAAUUAUAUCAAGUCUUAAUGUUUCACUUCAAUUUUGCAUUUCUUUACCUGAGCAAAAAUAUUUAGAAAAUUCAUGUUAUAAUCACGACAGUUUAACUGUAAUGGCUU